UUCUCGGAAGGGUUUCCCUUAGUGAGUCACACGCAUCACAGUCGUUUUUUUCGUAUUUUAUUUUACUGCGAGAUUUGAACGUUUUUGUGAGUUCGUUAAUAAAAGUGAUCGGUAACUGCCGUGCCGUGUUUCACCAAUAGCAGUUUAUAUUUAUUCGCCAAUUACAGCUGUUGAAUAAACACUGGACGAAGGCUAACAACGUGCAUUGUCAAUUCUGUUCAUAACAAACAGCACCGCGUGCUCGGCUCAGCGCAAUAGUAAAACUCAUGAAAAUGGACUAUAGCGAUGGACUUUCGACGAACUCGGAUUUUUCGAGCGACAGCCAAAACUCGCAAACGUCCAGCGAUUUUCUCACGUCUUCUGGGAAUGGACUACAAAUUAAUGCGGCAUCAUUCAUAACUCUCGAAGGGCUAAAUUCAGGAGUACCAACCAGAACUACACCCACACUAACACCAACAACAUUACGAAAUAUCGAACAAACCUUCAUCGAACUACAAAGUAAGCCUGAAAGUCACGAGAAUGAAGCAGGUUUUGUACCCCCACUCGUUCACGCUAUAGGUAAUAACCAGUAUAUUCCCGCAUCCGAAAUUGAUAUAUACUCGAAAUCGUCAAUUUGGAGCAACUCUCAGGCGAGCACAGACUUAGACUCGAGACCCGGAUCACCGGUCACACCGCCGAAGAGUGGACAACAAAGUGAGCAUACUCGUCGCAAUAUGGGAGGACGCAAACCCGUUAAAGAUUUAAAUUUGACACCCGAAGAAGAAGAACGUCGACGAGUACGGCGCGAACGAAACAAAAUGGCAGCAGCCCGUUGUCGUAAACGCCGAGUCGACCAUACCAAUGCAUUACUAAAUGAAACAGACGGGUUAGAACAGAAGAAGUUGGCAAUGCAAAACGAAUUACAAGAAUUACAGGCGAUCAAAGAAGAACUCGAAUUCUUACUGGAUUCCCAUCGCACCUCUCACUGCUGUCGUCUACAAAACGGCCAACAAAAUGACAACCCACCAAGUCCGCCCGACAUCAAACCGUUCGUCAUACCACCCUACCAUCAGAAAGUCUCGACGGAACGCGUCAAAACCGAAAUAAUCGACACCUCCUGUAUAGAGAUCGACGCCGACAUGUUUCCAUUCCCCGCCAAGAAAGUAAUGUUAAGUUCAACCGCACUACCACUAGUUAAACCGAGCAGACCGAGCUCAUUAAACGUCUGUAGUGUGAAAAGUAGCGUGUCGGAACUCGCCGGUAUAUCGAUAACGACGCCCUCUAGCGGCAUGCAGUUCAAUUUUGACUCGCUUAUGGUCGGCGGUACCGGUCUAACACCGAUAUCGGCGCCCCUCGUCCCUUCCUGCAGUACGCAACAACGAAAUAUACCGACCACUCACGCGGAUAUAAGUUCGCCGGACACGUGUGGCCCCCCCAAGUUAGUAAGCUUAUAAAAUUAUUUACUGCAGCUUGUUUACAGAAUUAUUACGUAAUUGUAGAAAGUGAUUAACCAUAGAGUGGACAAGUUGCAGAUGUUAAUUCCAUCAAAGGUGGGUCAGUCAAAUAAUUUACUGUGUUACCGUCAAUUUGUAAAUAGUUAUUCCCUCGACCCUGCACAAAAGAAAAAUUUUCUGCGAUAUCAAUCACCGUGUUUAGUGCAAUUUAACCAAAUUUGUAGUCUUUAAUUUUGUACAAGCGGCACUAAACGCGGAGUCAAAAAAGUUUAUAUAUAAAGUGCUCAAAAACUUGCUAUUUUUGCUAUGCUGCGUGCGGAUAUAUUUUUUAUUUUUUCUUUGCUACCAGGAAAAUGCCUUUUUGUAAAAAUAUUAAAACCAUUUUUUCACUUAUACAAAAUAUUCCCUCCAUACAUAGUAAGUUUUAUCUAUAUUUUGUAAUGGGACGCGGUUCCCGUUGUUUAAGUCAAAACAUAAGCGAUUUGUGUUAUUAUUAUUAAGUGUAAUAGAUAAUAUAUUGAUUUAGAUAUGACAAAGCAAUAUUAGAUUUAUAUUAUUUAUAUAAUAUACAUACCUAUAUUAAAAAAUACGAUUUUUGUCAAUUUUAUAUUGGUAGUUUGUCAAGAGUUUUGUAUUAAUAUUAUUAUGCCUUAGUAUAAUGCUACUACGACAUUAUAAAAAAUAAAUUUAUAAAUUUGC
Photinus pyralis (common eastern firefly) is the source of this 2132-nucleotide messenger RNA. It is a transcript of the gene kay, whose product is annotated as transcription factor kayak. The record is from RefSeq and is a predicted model, not a curated record. The transcript has 4 exons. Gene Ontology annotation, cellular component: nucleus. Lineage: Eukaryota; Metazoa; Arthropoda; Insecta; Coleoptera; Lampyridae. The coding region runs from base 267 to 1433 and encodes 388 amino acids. Gene Ontology annotation, molecular function: RNA polymerase II cis-regulatory region sequence-specific DNA binding; DNA-binding transcription factor activity, RNA polymerase II-specific. Gene Ontology annotation, biological process: regulation of transcription by RNA polymerase II.